Messenger RNA from Spodoptera littoralis (African cotton leafworm), 804 nucleotides. NCBI's taxonomy places the organism in Eukaryota, Metazoa, Arthropoda, Insecta, Lepidoptera, Noctuidae. The record is from the annotation of a GenBank genome assembly.
AUGUCAACGCCUUUGAUUUUUUUAAAUAAAACGUUACCCCGCACUAGGCAUUUCUUCUGUGUCGUGGGCAUAGUCAACCGAGGAGACUCCUUCAGACGCCGCAGAUCAAGAUCAGGCAGUCUAGCCCCAUCUUCACCUGCACAAUCAGCGCCUGAGUCUCAAGAACGCAAGCCAGUAGCGUGCCACCGAGUCGCCAUGGUCGGAGCUCCAGGGGUCGGGAAGACAGCCCUCAUCAGCCAGUUUCAGACGAGCGAAUGUAUAAAUGCUUAUGAUAGACAACGAGAUUUGGACAGCACGGAGCAGAAGGUGUCUAUAAUGCUGAAUGGUGAAGAAUCGGAGCUUUACUUCGUUAACUGCACGACGACAAAGGAGGAGAUCGAGCGCUCCGAGCCACCUGAUGCCUUCGUGGUGAUCUACUCCGUGGUGGACAAGGCUUCCUUCCAGAAAGCUGAACAGGAGCUGGCCAGGCUGCUCGACUGCGACAUGCUUAGAGCACGACCAGCCAUCCUGUUACUUUUUUCAACAGACGGCAAAUGCCUGGCGUGCACUUACAAAGCAAAAUUCAUAGAAGUCUCAGUCGGAAUCAACCACAACGUAGACGAGCUUCUGGUUGGGAUCCUCAACCAGAUCCGGCUAAAAAAGCAGCAGUACACAGCUGAAGGUGGAAGGGAAUCCUCGCCAGCUCACUGGUACAAAUCCCGAGGAGUUGUUCGAGCCAGUAUGAAGGCCAGACAAAUGUUCACCUGGAUUUUCGGCAAGGAAGACUCAAAAUUCAAGAACUGUGAGAAUCUUCAUGUCCUGUGA